GUAACCGUGUGUUUGGCAAAAGGAAAUAAAGACGGGAUUUGCAAAUCUCAUAAUCGGUGGAAUUCUGCAAAUCUCAAGAGCAGGGGAAAUUUUUUUUGUUGCGCGCCAAGAAAUACACCUUAUAUCAGUUUUCUAUCAAGAGUGGGAGAAGAAGGCAGGCCAUCCAAGUUUCGCAGGAGGAGGCUUCUACUAUCAAGGCCGCAAGAAAAGCUUGAGAAAUGCCUGUUGAUAAAUCUUGGAUGCAAUCUGGGAGGUCGUCAGAAGAUUAUUUUGUAGGAGUUGAAAGUUUUCUCAAUUAUGCAUACAACCAUGUUAAGCCGAAUGAUUCUAAGAUCUUCUGUCCUUGCUCUAAAUGCAGUAAUAGAUAUAGACAUCUGAGGUAUGAGGUACACAAGCAUCUUCUUUAUGAUUGAAUUAAACUAACUUAUACUACAUGGCAUUUGCACGGUGAGGGUGAGGAUGAGGAUAUUGAUGAAAGUGAUGAAAGUGAUGAAAGUGAUGGUGACAAUGAUGGACAUGAUGUGGCCAGUAUGGAGCAAGACGAUGAUAUGCAUGGUUUAAUAGAAGAAGGUCGUCCACAAGAUCCAAAUGGAGAUGCGCACAAGUUUUACAAAUUGUUAGAAGAGGCAGAACAACCAUUGUACGUUGGUUGUGAAUCAUAUUCUAAUCUGUCUUUUGUUGUGAACCUUAUGCAUAUCAAGGGUAUUGGUACUAUGAGCAUUAAAGCAUUUGAUUUAGGUCUUCAUUAUAAUAAUAUAGAUGCAUGCAAUAAUGAUUGCAUCAUUUAUUAUAAGGAGCAUGCAAAUGCAAUGCAGUGUCCUACAUGUAAGCUUUCGAGAUGGAAGAAACAAGGAAAGGGUAGCAAAAAGAAAGGUAAAAAGGUUCCAUGGAAGGUGCUUAGAUAUUUUCCACUCACACCAAGACUUCAAAGAUUAUUCAUGUCAUCCAAGACAGCUGUAGAUAUGAGAUGGCAUUUUAAGGACCGUGUAAAAGAUGGAGUGUUGAGGCAUCCAGCAGAUUCUGAGGCUUGGAAAUCGUUUAAUCAAAUUCAUGAGUCAUUUGGUAUGGAACCUGGAAAUGUAAGACUUAGUUUGGCAACAGAUGGAUUUAAUCCUUUUGGGAACAUGAAUUUGCAUUAUAGUAUUUGGCCGGUUCUUAUAUACCCAUAUAAUCUUCCUCCGUGGAUGUGCAUGAAGGACCCUUAUGUUUUCAUAACUUUACUUAUUCCUGGACCUAAGGGUCCAUGCCAUGACAUUGAUGUAUACAUGAGGCCAUUAAUAGACGAAUUGCGAACAUUGUGGGAAAUUGGUGUUGAAACGUAUGAUAUAUAUGCAAAGCAAAAUUUUCAGAUGAGAGCUGCACUUCUUUGGACUAUCAAUGAUUAUCCAGCAUAUGCAUACAUGUCAGGUUGGAGUACGUCUGGUAAAUUGGCAUGCCAAUAUUGUGCAUCUGAUACUUCGCAUCGGCGGUUAUCUCAUGGGUCUAAAACAUGUUAUUUGGGUCAUAGAAGAUUUUUACCGUCUGACCACGUAUGGCGUAAUCAACGAAGCCAAUUUGAUAAUGCAAGGGAAAUAAGACUUGCACCCAAGAGACCAUCUGGUGAUGAUGGCACACCUCCCGAGCCAUUAACCGGAGAAGAAGUGUUGCAUAUGGUUGAAGAUGGUGACAGAGAGUCUGAUGCUAUUGGGGUUUUGGGUCUUCUUCCAAAGCAAAAAUUUACAGCUGCUUUGCGGAUGCUUGCAUAUGAGGCAUUUGCAAUGCAGGUGGAUGAGAUUGCGCGGAUGUGA
This is a messenger RNA of Prunus mume (Japanese apricot), 1787 nucleotides long. NCBI's taxonomy places the organism in Eukaryota, Viridiplantae, Streptophyta, Magnoliopsida, Rosales, Rosaceae. The record is from RefSeq and is a predicted model, not a curated record.